UCCCAGCUCGCCUUGCCUUGCAGAUCAGUCUCUCCGCGGCUCGGUCUUUCUGCAUAGGCAAUCACAGCUCCUACUUGCAGACUCAACUCUCCCUCUCGCACAGAUUGCAAUGAAUUUUCUGCCUGAAUGUAGGUCGCUCACAUCCGAGAACACGAGUUCCCUUCAAAUCCAUUGUUGUUGUCUUUCUUCUUGUUAUUUUUAAUUUUUUCCCCCCUUUCGUGGUCGUUGCAUUCCUUUGGAGAAGCCAAUCGCAUUGGAUUCCAAAAAGGAGAGCAGGAACCGUAUGUGAAUAAUCCUGGCUGCAUGAUAGCCCGAGAGGAUUUCCUGAAAGAUUCUGGCUGUGUAAAAAAGACCCCUAUCCUUCUGCAGCUAUCCCAGUGUUAAGGAAAAAUUUCUUCUGUAACUAAAAUGACAUCAUGCUGCCUCCUAUGGGGGAAUGCUGAAGCCUUCUCAAAGGUACAACACAGUGGCUGACUGAGUGGCUGGACUUCACUGAAAGGAGCCAUUUCACUGAGGCAGUGGAAUAACUGCAGUUAUCUCACCACUCUACUUGUUGGGAAGUGCUGUGCGUUGCCAGGAUUAAUUCAACACUAAAGUCUGGGAUGGGCCUUAGGGGCAAACAUUCCCUUGUUUCUUCUGACAUUGGGAUUUGUCUACAGCCGGUCAGCUGAGGCACCUACCACGUAUCAACUUUUUUUUUUUUUUUUUUUGGUUGUCUGGGAAAAGAUAUAUUUUCCCUUGCUUCAUCUCCUUUUGACUACUUUUUUACUAGUUUUAAUUUUCCUUGACUGAUUAAUUUCUCCUGGCUGUGGAAAAAGAGCCCUGCUGAUGUUGAUUUAAAUAAUGUCGAAACCAAUGGGACUCCUAUGGCUGCCUUUGAUCUUCACACCAGUGUGUGUCAUGUUGAAUUCUAACUUCCUCCUGUGGAUAACUGCACUGGCUAUAAGAUUUACCCUCAUUGAUGGCCAAGCACAAUACCCAGUUGUUACUACGAAUUAUGGCAAAAUACGUGGUUUAAGAACACCUUUGCCUAAUGAGAUCCUUGGUCCGGUGGAGCAGUACUUGGGUGUUCCUUAUGCUUCUCCUCCAACUGGAGAAAGGCGAUUUCAGCCCCCAGAGCCACCAUCGUCUUGGACGGGUGUCCGCAACGCCACACAGUUUGCUGCUGUCUGCCCGCAGUACCUGGAUGAGAGGUCACUGCUCAAUGACAUGCUGCCAGUCUGGUUUACAGCCAAUCUGGAUACUGUGGUGACAUAUGUUCAAGAUCAAAAUGAAGACUGUCUGUAUUUGAAUAUCUAUGUGCCCACAGAGGAUGACAUUCAUGAUCAGAACAGCAAGAAACCCGUUAUGGUCUACAUCCAUGGUGGAUCUUACAUGGAGGGUACUGGAAAUAUGAUUGAUGGCAGCAUUCUUGCAAGUUAUGGAAAUGUCAUUGUUGUCACUAUCAAUUACAGGCUGGGGGUUUUAGGUUUUUUAAGUACUGGGGACCAAGCUGCAAAAGGCAAUUAUGGAUUGCUUGACCAAAUCCAAGCUUUACGUUGGAUUGAAGAAAAUAUUGGAUCUUUUGGAGGAGACCCGAAGAGAGUUACUAUUUUUGGAUCUGGGGCAGGAGCUUCCUGUGUCAGUCUCCUGACACUUUCCCACUAUUCAGAAGGUUUGUUCCAAAAGGCAAUCAUACAGAGUGGAACAGCCCUGUCCAGCUGGGCAGUGAACUAUCAGCCUGCCAAGUACACUCGGAUAUUGGCAGAUAAAGUGGGCUGCGACAUGCUUGAUACCACUGAUUUGGUUGAAUGCCUGCGGAAUAAGAAUUACAAAGAACUCAUUCAACAGACUAUCACUCCAGCCACGUACCACAUUGCCUUUGGGCCUGUGAUAGAUGGAGACGUGAUUCCAGAUGACCCUCAGAUUCUAAUGGAGCAAGGGGAAUUCCUUAACUAUGAUAUAAUGCUGGGUGUGAAUCAAGGGGAAGGUUUAAAAUUUGUGGAUGGAAUUGUAGACAAUGAAGAUGGUGUUUCUCCCAAUGAUUUUGACUUUUCCGUCUCCAAUUUUGUGGACAAUCUGUAUGGUUAUCCAGAAGGGAAGGACACUCUGCGAGAGACCAUUAAAUUCAUGUACACUGACUGGGCAGACAAAGAAAACCCUGAAACGAGAAGGAAGACCCUGGUUGCUCUUUUCACAGACCACCAGUGGGUUGCUCCAGCUGUUGCCACGGCUGACCUGCAUGCCCAGUAUGGAUCUCCAACAUAUUUCUAUGCAUUUUAUCACCACUGCCAAAGUGAAAUGAAACCCAGCUGGGCUGAUUCAGCUCAUGGUGAUGAAGUCCCUUAUGUGUUUGGGAUUCCUAUGAUUGGUCCCACAGAACUGUUCAACUGCAACUUUUCCAAGAAUGAUGUCAUGCUCAGUGCAGUGGUUAUGACAUACUGGACUAACUUUGCCAAAACUGGGGAUCCAAACCAGCCUGUUCCACAGGACACAAAGUUCAUCCACACAAAACCCAACCGCUUUGAAGAAGUGGCCUGGUCCAAAUACAAUCCUAAAGACCAACUUUAUUUACAUAUUGGCCUGAAACCCCGAGUUCGUGAUCACUAUCGAGCAACAAAAGUGGCUUUCUGGUUGGAGCUUGUACCACACCUUCACAACCUGAACGAAAUAUUUCAGUAUGUUUCCACAACAACUAAAGUCCCCCCUCCUGACAUGACCUCAUUUCCGUACGUGACCCGACGUUCUCCUGGGAAAUUAUGGCCAGCCACCAAACGCCCAGCAAUGACGCCCGCCAACAAUCCCAAACAUUCAAAGGACACCCAUAAAACAGCUCCAGAGGAUACGACAGUUCUGAUAGAAAACAAGAGAGAUUACUCCACAGAGCUGAGCGUCACCAUUGCUGUGGGGGCCUCCUUGCUGUUCCUCAAUAUUUUAGCUUUUGCUGCAUUGUAUUACAAGAAGGACAAGCGGCGUCAUGAGACUCACAGGCGCCCCAGCCCCCAGAGGAACACCACCAACGACAUAGCACACAUACAGAAUGAAGAGAUCAUGUCCUUGCAGAUGAAGCAGCUAGAACAUGACCACGAGUGUGAAUCGCUGCAGGCCCAUGACACGCUGAGACUCACCUGUCCUCCUGACUACACACUCACUUUGAGAAGGUCCCCAGAUGACAUCCCGCUAAUGACACCCAACACCAUAACCAUGAUUCCAAAUACAUUAACAGGAAUGCAGCCUUUGCAUACUUUCAACACCUUCAGUGGAGGACAAAACAGUACAAAUUUGCCCCAUGGACAUUCGACCACUAGGGUAUAGCUCAGCCCUUCCCCAUCUACCCUCACAAGCCGCUUGGAAGAAAGAAAAAAAGAAAAAAAGAAAAAAAAAAGAAGAAAAAAAAGAAGAGGAAAAAGUUAUAUACCAUCCAUUGAACACCUUGUCAAAAUCUAAAGUAAAAAUAAGUAAAAGAGAAGGACAGUCAUUAUUUUCUUACUGAUCCUUCCCACAGAAACUCACUGAUGUUAAAGAUCAACUACAAACCCUGUGAAAUGUGAAAAGUGUACAUUGCUGUUACAAUACUGCUUUAGAUCUCAGCCACUUUGAUUGAAAGUUGAGGCCAGAAGAAGUAAUUUAAAAUGGUGUUUUAAGUGUAACAAGCAAAGCAGAGUAUUCUGGAACACAGAGCCAGUGACUGUACAGGUGUUUUGGUUUUUUUUUUUAAUAAAUAAAAUUAUAAAAAAGAUUCUUUAUGUGCCAUACCAUGAAUGGCCAUUGAUAAAACAAAGACAUCACCAUGGGCUUUUACCCAGCAUAUGAAGCUGUAAUUCAGAUGGGGAAAAUAGAAUUUUAUUAUUAAAAACAAAAAUGAAAAAAAAAAAAAAAAGAGGAGGACUGACUAUGCAGAAAAAUACGUAUAGUUCUGUGCAAAGAGAUGACUUGCCAGCCUGAACUAUAUUUAAAGAAACUUUGUAAAAAUGUACAUAGCUGUGAGUUUAAAAACAAACAAAAAAAGAAGCAGCUUUUAUUGAUGUUUUCAGUUUGAAAAGAGCUUUUAGAAAGAUUGUGCAUUCGAUUGUGACCUAUGUGUAUAUACAUUAGUCAUAUGACCUCUGUUUCCUCCGAGACCAAAGGAGGAAUUUCUUCUUAAUUACUAGUGGUUAACAAAAACCAUGAGUUUUUUCUAACAUGUUUCAUUUAUAUGAGGCCAUGGUGUCAUGCAGAGGAUACAGUUGUCUGUGUGACCUGCGUAUUUUCUCUUACAGGUUACACUAGUGCAUGUUAAAGUAUUCAUAGGAGAUUGUUGUUCUUUUCUGAAACAUUUUUUCUAUAAUUUAAUUUUGUGUUAGCCUUUGUUAAAUUCCAACGCAGCAAUGGAUUGGAAAACAAAGAGAAAAAAUGCAAAAGAAAAUAAUCACUAUUUUAAACUUGUUGAACUGAACCAAGAAACAUCCAAUAAUAUAUAUUUGGAGUCCAGUUUGUAGUUCUUGGUUAUUGUGAUACUUUAGGAAGAGUUUUGUGCCCUGACAAAAGCAAUGAAAGCCUGUGUUUUGGUCAGCCUUCUUUAAGGAAAACUAUCUAUAUUCACCAGCAGUUGCAGUGGAAUCUCAGCUGAGAAAGCACCUCCUCAGCAUUGCUAAACAAAAUAAAACUACAAUUUGAAAGUUGGGAAAUGCAGGGUUGAUUGGCUGUCUGUUUUUCAAACUGUUCAGAGUGAUGAGUUUGUAAAGAACUUCUCAGCCCAGUAUCUUGUUUUGUGCUUGAGAGUGUACCUGUCAGAAAAUUCUUAUUUGCUGAUUCAUUGCACAGUCCCACAGUCAGUGAGCAUUAUGGAGAGAGAAGCAGAGAAAUCCUCAGCUGUUCUGCAUUUGAAUAAAAGUGAAAAUCCCAGAGAGCAUCACUCUCAGGAAAGGUAAAUUAGUUGGUUAUUCCCUUCUGCCUUUCCUUCACUAGAAAAACAGGGGCCAAGCAGAGCUAUCAAAGUAACUUAUCAGUUUGAUUCAAACUCAUUUGAAUGUGGAAAGGUAGAAAAUAGUUUUUGCAGAUGAAGAUUGCUUUAUAUUUUGUCUUUGAAAGUUACUUCAUCAUUGAGAGAUAGUAACCAAAGAUCUUUGAACAAAUUGGUCUGCACUUGAACAUGACUCUCCCAGAUGUAUUUUCUAUUAUUAAUUCACAGCUAAACUGCAUCGAUAUCAUAUGUCCCAUAACAAUUAACACAAGAUGCCUUGUACCUCUUCUUGUUUUCUACACUUUUUCUUUUCUAAUAAAAUACUUUGAAAUAGUCACCCCUACAAAUAAAAUCAAAGACAAGGUGAUUCACUGAGGUCUAUUUAUCUUCACAACUCUUUGUUGUAGCAGGCAGUAAAGCAAAUUCUGAAGGAAAGAAAUAAAAAAAAUAAUGACAUGAUAAAAAUAAAACAUGUGGCUGAUAGAAUCCUUUAUCUGCAGUAAAUGUGCUAUAAAUCUGACCUGGGAGCUCAGGUUGGAAUGUGAUGAAGUAGCAACCCCAAAGUAAAAUUAGUAGAAAAUGGAAAAAUGUUUGUUUUUUUUCACUGAUCCAUCACAUAAAAUAUAUUAAUGCUGACUCUAUACCAGGCCAUUUCCACCAGCUAUGUAAUUCCUCAGCUGAGAUGCAGCAGUUCAUAACUCUUAAAAAAAGAUUUAAAAAAAAGUAAAAAAAAAAAAAAAAAAAAGUUAAAAAAAAAAGGUAAUGAUGCUUGGCAUCAUGAUCAGUUGGGUAUGUUUGUAAUGUGAAUUACAGUAUUUGUUCAGUACUUCCAAUUGUCUUCUGCUAGCAAUAUGUACAGUACUGUGUCAGGCUUGUGACAUUUGGGUAAAAAAAGUUCCUGUAAGUGAAUGAAUUUAGCUUUUAAAAGUAAUUACAAUCAAGUUGAUUUAAUAAUUUGAUACAUCUGGAAUGAUGUAUGAUUUAUAGAGGGAACAGAUUUAUAGGGUCUUCAUAGAAUUCUAUAAUAAUGAUAUCAAAAUAUACUUUGAACUGUUAAAGAAAAACAAAAGUACUUUCCCAGGCUUAUAUUCUUGUCCUUAAGAGGCACACAGGGUUCAAUGGUUUCUUCUGUUAUUGUUUGCAAUUUUUUUGUUUUUUUUGCCUUAAGUAAUGAUAGAAGAUAUAUAUGGCUGGACACAUAUGUAUAAACUUUUCAGCAGCAUUUUUAAUAAUAAAAUAUCACGGUAUUUUCUAAUGCUUUGUGCAAAUAACUACGUGUUCAUCCUUUUGUGUAGAAAGUCUUUCAGAGGUGUGUUUUCUGCCUCAUCUCCAUUUCAUUAUCUACUGUAAACAAUGCCUUGAUACUCAGUAUAAAAAUAUUAAAGUAACAGAGGUUGCACUUUUAAGUUAGCAUUGAGUUUUCAUGGCUUUUGUAGUUCUAUGAGCCUGCCAGUAAAAGGAAAACAACUCAGACAAUGAAGAUACAACAAGAUAAGCUCCAUAUAUUUAUUACCUGUAUACAAUGAAUUUCCCAUUGAAAUAAUGGUUUAAUUGUUUGGUUAGUAUUUUCUGAGGCACGGAAAAAAUGCUUGGGUAACCAGUUUCCCAUAUUAGUGUAUAGCUUAGUGGCUGAAAAAUGCAAAAUUUUAUCUUCCAAAUUAGGGAUCAAAAUAAUGCAGAUAAAUCUUGACAUAUCAAGCUCCACAAAUCAAUAUACUUCACUUUUAUAUUUUGAAUUUAGAUAAACAAAGAGUUUUGCUAAAAAAAUAAAUAUGUAAGAGUAGCAACAUAUGUUACUCAUAUGCAUUUAAGGUAUUUCAAUAUAUUGCAAAGAUGUUAGUAUUCUUCCUUCAAAGGCUAAGUAAGUAAAUAGUUUGUUCUUUUAUGUCAGAUUCUGUCUAUCAACCAGGUUUCCUUUCACUGGAAAGGUAUGUAGACACUUUAGUAAUUUGAACUGGGUAUUGUUUUCUUUCUGUAACUAUUCUGCUGAAUAGAGGUACUAACAAUACUAUUUGAUGACUUUUAUGCAUAUUACUGAAGAGUCUUUGCAAAAAUCAAAGUCUGAAUUAUUCAUAUCAAAAUUGUGAUAUGAAGGAUCAAGCUUCUGAGAUAGAAACAUGCACCUACUGACCUAAUCAAGCAGCUUGAAUUUUGAAUAUUGAACUUGUAUAUAAAGCUUUUGCAAAUAAACUGCAGAUUUAGAGUUUUUCAGCAAAUAUGUUUAAUUACAGGUACACUUCAACAUUUCACAUCUUGCUGUGAGAUAAUUCAUACACACAAAAAAGAGGAUAGAAUUGUAUUUCUGUGAAUUUCUGAAAUUUCUGGGUGAACUCAAUAAAUUAGCUUAUUUUCAGCUAGUCAGUUUCACAUUUAAAAAGGAGAACAUCUUCAGAACAUUGUUUAUGAUAACUUAAUACUGUGUUAUUUUAUUACUUUACUGUCUGAAAUAUAAAUAUGCAGAUUAGAAUGUUCCUGUUUUGGCUUUGCUAAGAGUAUUGCAAUUUAAUGGUAUUUAAUAUCACAUAAAAAUCAUAUGAAAUAGUA
Messenger RNA from Parus major (Great Tit), 7465 nucleotides. It is a transcript of the gene NLGN4X, whose product is annotated as neuroligin 4 X-linked. The transcript has 7 exons. The record is from RefSeq and is a predicted model, not a curated record. Lineage: Eukaryota; Metazoa; Chordata; Aves; Passeriformes; Paridae. Gene Ontology annotation, cellular component: postsynaptic specialization membrane; cell surface; synapse. Bases 844 to 3294 code for a protein of 816 amino acids. Gene Ontology annotation, biological process: modulation of chemical synaptic transmission; chemical synaptic transmission; postsynaptic membrane assembly. Gene Ontology annotation, molecular function: neurexin family protein binding; signaling receptor activity.